Molecule: messenger RNA, 2761 nt
Organism: Liolophura sinensis
Lineage: Eukaryota; Metazoa; Mollusca; Polyplacophora; Chitonida; Chitonidae
Product: estradiol 17-beta-dehydrogenase 8-like
Exons: 7
Coding region: 1-726 (241 amino acids)
Biological process (GO): fatty acid biosynthetic process
Molecular function (GO): quinone binding; oxidoreductase activity, acting on the CH-OH group of donors, NAD or NADP as acceptor
Source: RefSeq, a predicted model, not a curated record
AUGUGCACAGGGGGUGGCAGUGGCAUUGGGCGUGCAGUAUGCCAGGUAUUAGCCAGAGAGGGGGCAAAGGUGGCCGUUGUUGACCAAAAUGAAGCAGGUGCUAACGAGACUGCUCAGUUAAUUGGUGCAGACGCGUCCAAAGCUUACACAACUGAUGUGUCAUCAUCGAGUUCAGUCCGUGAACUGCUGACCAAUGUCCAGACUCAGUUCUCUGAUGUUCCCACUGUGCUGGUCAACUCUGCUGGAAUCACCAGAGAUGCCUUUCUUCUCAAGAUGAAGGAGGAAAAUUUUGACAAAGUUAUUGAUGUCAAUUUGAAGGGAACCUUUUUGGUGACACAAGCUCUCGCCAGGAUGAUAUUGGAGAACAAAAUCCAAAAUGCCUCUUUUGUCAACAUUGCCAGUAUCGUGGGCAAGAUAGGCAAUAUAGGACAAAGUAAUUAUGCUCCAUCUAAGGCAGGCGUGUUGGCUCUAACGAAGACAGCAGCUCUAGAGUUUGGCAGGAUGGGAAUCCGUGUGAAUGCUGUUGUCCCAGGGUUUAUUGACACACCCAUGACCUCUACGAUACCUGACAAGGUCAAAGAUAGUCUGCUCCAGCUAGUUGCCAUGGGGAGGAUGGGGCGACCAGAAGAAAUAGCUGAAGCUUGUUUGUUCCUGGCCUCAGACAGAAGUAGUUACAUGACAGGCACAAGUAUAGAUGUUACAGGUGGAAUGCCAGUAGGGCUGUAAUGUCGUCUUUUGUGGGUCAUCGCCAAGGAAACCAUUUGGAUGAAUUUUCUGUUUGGCAAAAGGCAUUUUGUUGGAAACAUGUUUAAUACCAUUAUUUAAAUCUGGAAAGAUGCCACAAUUUCAAGAUUAGGGAUCACAACAUAAUUAUGCAAAAAAAUAGUGAGGUGAGGUAAUAAACUUCUUGAACAAAGAUGGAAAUUGUAGAAAGAGGACUGGUCUACUGUUAAGUGCACAGGGAAUGCUAUUUGUAACUGUGGUAGUGAGAAAUUGACCACCAGUACGUGUAAUUUUAAAAUUCUCUCAUUUGAUGCAAUGUAACCUUGUAAUCCUUGUGACCUCUUCACAAGCACUUUUUGUCUUGACCAUUGUAUCCAAGAUUCAGUACAUUAGGACGAAGUGACGAGGCACUUGUCACUGUUUGUUAUGUCACUAUUUGUUUUGUCUCUGUUAUGUCACUGUUUGUUAUGUCACUAUUUUUGUCUCAGUUUGUUAUGUCACUGUUUAUGUCACUAUUUGUUAUGUCACUGUUUGUUACGUCACUUUGUUACGUUACUGUUAUGUCACUCUUUAUUAUGUCACUAUUUGUUCUGUCACUAUUUGUUAUGUACCAUUAUAGUUGCUUUAUGUUCCGUCGAUGGUAGAACUGCAAUUUCCUACAUGUUAAUCCUUUUAAUUAGUAUUUUAAUCCAUUCUUUGUUAUAUUGUUACCUGUUUUUCACCUAGUUCAAACAUGUUCAGCCCAUAUUGGGAUGAGCUAAGGCAACCAUGCCAAGCAACCCACACAUGGACUAACAGAUUAACCCUUUUCAGACUUCACUCGAGAGAGUAAAAUGUACAGUUAAUAAAUAAAAGUACAACUUUCAAGACAAGUUUCCAGGAGUCUUCAUUUGAUGUCACUGACAGAUUGAAGGACAACUGUAACCCCUGGUGAUAACACCAUGAGUGGCUUGAUUGAUUUGAUGAAUCGUCACGAGCACAUUUUAUAUAUAUUUGAUCUUGAUUCGUAAUCAUUAUUUCAGCAAUAAUUUAUUGCUAAUACAUGUACAUGUUGGUGCCUACUGAUGCUCUGAAUUUACUCAUCCUUUAGCCGAGUUUAAGAUGAACUAGAACAUUAACUCUGCACUCGUCGGUAAUGUUGCAGUGGCAAGAAAUUGUAAUAAAAAACAUGUUGCAUUACCAGGAAUGUGAAAAAAAAAAAGAGGUCAAAUUAGAUCAGUUUGAGUGUGAGAAAAGUUGAAGCUAUUUAGUACUUGUAGUGAACCAGUAUUAUUAUUCUAUACCAUAUCUUCUCCACAGGUUAUCUGGCCUUGGCCAUUGAGGCCAUACGCGGUAAUUCAGUCGACCAUUGAGGCCAUAUGCUGUAAUCCUACACUUGGCCAUUGAGGCCAUCUGCUUUAAUCCAGCCCUUGGUCGUUGAGGCCAUCCGCUAUCGAGCCCUUGGCCACAUGCUGUAAACCAGCUCUUGGCCAUUGAGGCCAUAUGCUGUAAUCCAGCCCUUGGCCAUAUGCUGUAAUCCAGCCCUUGGUCAUAGAGGCCAUAUGCUGUAAACCAGCUCUUGGCCAUUGAGGCCAUCUGCUGUAAUCCAGCCCUUGCUAAUUUGGCUGAGGCUUUUAUGUCAGAAUUUUCUUGUUAAGUACAAAGAGUUAAGGGCAGUAGUUUACUCCUGUAUUCUAAUUUCCUUCAAUCUGGUGCACUGUUCAUGUAAAUGUGAAAAAUUCUUUACUGAUUCCAAUCAAAUAAGUCAUUUUACUGUGCAUGACCUCAGUUUUCUCCCAGCAUGCAAUGUGUUAACAACUGUGCCUUCUUGCAUGAAGCUCUCUUAGCACUAUGUGUACAACGCCGCCAUGGGAACCAGUUUUCUUGGCAUUACCUUGCUAUGGCAGCUAUGUAGUUGUCACUACACUACAUAGAUUGUUUCAAAAAAACAUGUACUCAAAAUUGUAAUGUAUGUAAAAAGCAAAAGAACGAGAAUGACAUCUUUGAAUGUGAUUGAUUGUGAAGUAAUCUAUAUUUUUGGAGAUGGCUCACCUGCGAA